Molecule: messenger RNA, 918 nt
Organism: Fulvia fulva
Lineage: Eukaryota; Fungi; Ascomycota; Dothideomycetes; Mycosphaerellales; Mycosphaerellaceae
Exons: 2
Coding region: 1-918 (305 amino acids)
Source: RefSeq, a predicted model, not a curated record
AUGAGCAAGCUUCCAAAUCUUGUCGAGGCCAACGCCACGUGUGUGUCAUUCCACACACCUACACAUGGCUCAGCCAACGAGUGGCCUCUGUGGCGGCGACUGUACAAAGUGAUCCAUACUGGCCCGCAUAAUUGGUUCGUAGCGAUUGACUCUGAGACAAGGAGACUGAACAUUAUAUCCACCAAAGCUGCCCAAUCGCUGCUCCUAAGUAUCGCUGCACGCAGUCAAAAGCUGCAACAACAAGGCAGUGCAGUUUCGGCAUUAAGGCUGCAGACUUAUGUGCAAGACCGCUAUGCACUAAUGCAACCGGACUUGCCUGGCAAGACCGUCCUUCAGAAGCUUGCUUUUAUGGGCAUUGCUUUCUACCAUCUCACUGACCUGUACAUCGAUGCCCACUUCGUCAAUGACCAGAGCACUAGGCGACACAUCUUUGCUGAGCUUACAGAGCUCGCGCUAUACGACGACUCUAGCUGUUGUUUGCUAAAGAUCAUUGGGACAAAGAAAUCGGUCAAGCUCGUGGGCCUUAUCCUGCCAUAUUUGACUGCGACUACGCAGUGUGGCCGCAUAUACAGUCUAUCAAACCUGCAAGAGAUGGUCGUCGGCAAUGUACCAUUAUUGUUCGAACAAAUCCCGAGAAUCCUUCGUCUGGAGAAAGUGCAAGCAACAUCACUGUUCCAUGGUGACCCUGGCGCUAUGCUUGCUCCGGUCUCUCUUUCCGAGUACCUUUCUGGCAUGUACAUUACGAACGACGUGGCUGCUGAAACAGCUUUGAACGAAUGGCUACUUGAACAGCGUCCAGACAUGCCGCAUCUGGACCAGUAUCGUCUUGAUCAUUACACACCUACGAAGCAUCCUGCUCAAGAGAACACAGCCAUGGAACAACUUGCAGCGUACUACUGGAGCGAUGAUGAUGAGUAA